UUGACUCAUUUUGCAAAACCCUAAAACGGAAAGGAAACAGAGAAGAAGCGGCGGUACCAGGAAGCAGAGACAAUGGCGAAGUCGAUGAGAUGCAAGAGAGAGAAGAGGCUUCGAGCUAUUCGGAGAGAGAUGGUAGAGCCCUACUACGAGAAGAAAGACGAGGCCAAGCUCGCUGCCCAAGAGGCUGCCCUCGCCGCCCCUAAGCUGCCCGUAAAGCCCUCUUCUAAGGCCUCCUCUUCUAUGGAGAUCGCCCCCGUCAACACCUCAACGCCUUCUGAAAACGCCAUGGAUGUGGAGAUGGCUGAUGGCAGUCAGACAAAGAGUUCAUUAAAGCCUUUUGGUGGGGUGGGUAAGAAAUCCCAACGGGUGUUCAAGGUGGGCAAGAGAAGGCGUCAUGGCAAGGGCAAGGGCGGAAAGGUUAAGAGGCGUCAUAUUUGAGAGACUGAUGUGUCUUGCAUCUUAGAGAGAUUUAAGUGUAUUUUUGAGAAAUUGCUGUUGUGGCGUACACUUGAUAUAUGUAGUCUAUGAGGUAGCUCCCUUCCAAGGUUCCAAAGUAUAAUUUUAUUAUCAUCAUUUUGUACUAAUGCUAAUGUGCAAGACCAGUAUGUUCUAAUUGUUUCUCAUUGUAUGGUAAAUCAAGCAACUUGUGUUA
Messenger RNA from Rosa chinensis, 652 nucleotides. RefSeq lists its product as uncharacterized. Lineage: Eukaryota; Viridiplantae; Streptophyta; Magnoliopsida; Rosales; Rosaceae. The transcript has 2 exons. The coding region runs from base 73 to 438 and encodes 121 amino acids. The record is from RefSeq and is a predicted model, not a curated record.